AUGGCGUUUGCUGGGACAAAUGUUAGUUUGUCCCAGCCGGAUAUAAUGCAAAAACUGACGGAGCGCAUAGACGACCUGAAGCAAAGUAUCGCUGCUUGGGGAAAGCGGAUUCGGCGAUAUACCGAGAGGUCGACACGGUUCAACCAGAAUCGUCUCUUCCAGAGUGAUCAGAAGAGGCUCUAUAAAUUAUUGGAGCGACCAAUAGUAAGUGGAACGGGCCCAGCACCAAAUCAGGCCGACACGGUCGCAUUCUGGCGCAGCCUGUGGUCAGAGCCUGUAAACCACAACGAGGGCCCUUGGACGGAAGUUGUGGCGAGUCAGUGUGCGGGUAUUACGCCCAUGGACCCCGUUAUCAUAACGCCGGAUGACGUAGCUGAGGCGGUCCGUAGGGCCCCGAACUGGCUUGACGGGCUGCAUCACUACUGGCUGAUGGGGUUCAUGAUAGGUAUCACAGACAACGAAGAACCAGAGACAGAAAGUUUAGAUUUAAAUGCUGAAAACCACACAACAAAUGAAAAUGAAAAUUUACAUAGGGAAAAGAUAAUUGCCAUAGAUGAAAUUUUUGCUAAAGCUUUAGAAUAUUUUGCUAAUACAAACCCAACAGAAAGACAAUUUAUACCAAAGCAGAGGUCAUCAAAAAAAAUUGAGUAA
Messenger RNA from Parnassius apollo (apollo), 651 nucleotides. The record is from the annotation of a GenBank genome assembly. Lineage: Eukaryota; Metazoa; Arthropoda; Insecta; Lepidoptera; Papilionidae.